Theileria parva strain Muguga is the source of this 301-nucleotide messenger RNA. RefSeq names its product putative integral membrane protein. The transcript is spliced from 2 exons. NCBI's taxonomy places the organism in Eukaryota, Apicomplexa, Aconoidasida, Piroplasmida, Theileriidae. The record is from RefSeq and is a predicted model, not a curated record. Bases 140 to 301 code for a protein of 53 amino acids.
AUCACAACAUACUCAUAAUUUUGUUAAUUCCAGAUAUUUCUCAUCAUUAAAUUAUAAAUAAUUUAUUCUCUGUGAAAUAAUAUAGAUGAAAAUAAUUGUGUAGGAAUUUCUCUCUAGUCAGGUUCGAGAAUUUUCGUUGAUGGAGGGUAGUAAAGCGUUACCGAGAAUUAAUGUUUACAAGAAAUUGCCCGGUUUGUGUGCGUUUAUGAUGUUAUUCGGCUCGCUUGUUGAAAUUAGUCUCAUUAAUGGUGGACUCUACUCAGAUUCUGACAGAAAAGACCCUAAAAAUAAAUCAAAUUAA